Molecule: messenger RNA, 2129 nt
Organism: Gastrolobium bilobum
Lineage: Eukaryota; Viridiplantae; Streptophyta; Magnoliopsida; Fabales; Fabaceae
Exons: 8
Coding region: 1-1845 (614 amino acids)
Source: RefSeq, a predicted model, not a curated record
AUGGCUACCGUACCAAGCAGCACCUCACUACUGUUCACCCCUCUUGUUCCCCUUCGACCCAUCUCCAAAUUCUCACCAUUCUUCCCAACGUUGCACCUUACCAACUCUAAAAAUUCCAUCUUUGUCCUCUCCUGUUCUUCUCCGAAGGCCAUUCCGGUGACAGAGCAGCAAGUGCUUCAAGCCAUUGCUGAGUCCGACAACAAGAGCCUCCCAUGUGUCAGAACCUUCGAGAAUGACUUGUCUCAGCUCACUCUCGUCGGAGCCGUUGAUUUCCAGCAGGCUUUAACGGCGGCUGCGGCUGACGGCGGCGAAGUUGCCUCCGACCACAUUAACGCCGGCAUGGAUGCCAUGGUCGUAGAAACCGUGUUUCCUGCUCCUUCCAACGGCCACGGCACUGUCUCCACUCGACUGUUCUUACCUGCUAGGAAAGUUAAAGAAAAAGCUGCCAAGCUCAGGAAGUCCCUCUCCAAAGAUGUAUUUUCCAGCACUACAUCUAAGAAUGUUCUUGCUAUGACCUUUAGGCAAGUUGUUUUGCAGCAGAUUUGGAACUUUGAUCUGAUUGCAUUUCAACCAGGAGAAGAACGACAAAUGGAGGAUCUUGAAAACCCAAGAGAGGUUCCUGCAUCUUUCACUAUCAGCACAUCCGAUGAAUAUCUUAUCUCCGUGCUUGCAGAAGCUGUUUGUAUCUCUGCUCUUCAAAGCACUCAAAGACAGUUUCUUGAUAAACUGCAGGGUGGUAAUAGAAGUGGUUUCUUUCACUGGUUUCAAAAGCCUGAAAGGAUAGAAACAAAAGAUUCCUUGGUCGUCUUAUACAAAUUAUUUGAAGAUGAGAUAGUUGAAAAUGCUAGGAGUCUAUUGGAUAAUUAUAAUUUAAUGAAGGAUGGCUUUAAGCCUUUGAAAAUAAAAUCAGGGAAUUGGUGGUGGAAGCCAUCCUGUUACGAAAAAUUAGAGAAAAUUGGUGGUUCUGAUUUCAGUGCUUGGACAAGUGAGUAUGUACCUGCAUAUCGGUUAGAGAUUGACACCAAGAUAAUGGGAGAUGCAAAAAUUGAGGGCUGGAAGAAGUCUGCAGAGAAUAGGUGGGAAGUUCUUUUGACCCACUCUCAAAUGGUUGGGUUGGCAGAAACACUAGAUAUGUACUAUGUGGAUCCUUAUACGCUACCUGAUAAGCAAUUAUCCUGUGGUGUGGCUGCCAAGUUUGCCAAAGUGUCCAAUAAAAAGGGGAGUUCUUCUUUGCCAAAAUUGUUGCCAGUCACCCUUGCAAGUGGUAUAUUUCUUGUAGCAAUCAGUGCUCUGGGUCAAUUUUGUUUGCCUUGGUUAUGCAAGGAAAGGAAACACCCUGUAGAACAUAGAUCUCUACCAUCAUCUGAAAUCAACGUUGCAAUGAAUGACUUUUUGGAUGGAACCAAGUUGGAAGAUUUUUGCAUUUCAGCUGUUGCAAAGGUAAAGGAUGCUCUUGGCUGGUCGGAUGAUAUUAAGGUGGAAGAUGGUAUUGGUGCCUGGAUUGGAGAAUUGCCGGCUUACUUGAGAGGUAAAGGUGUUGAUACUUUUUCUACAUCGGAGAAUAUAGAUGCAGAUUCAAAAGUGCCCAUACAGGAAAUUGCUAGUUACCAGGUGGUUUUCUCUAGUGACGGGAAGAUAGUUGGUUUUCAACCUUUGAGUAGGGUGGCUGUCAAUCAUUGGGGUUCUAAUCCUCUAGCAAGGGAGCUGUAUGGAGGGAAAAAGCUUUCCCCAGGUAUCAUUGAACCAGGUCUCAAGGUCUCCCUUCCAAGAAAGGUUAUCGUUGUGGAGUUGCUGAUGUCAGUAAACCCAGAUGCCUAUUUUGCUGUAGCCAGGCCAUUUCAGUGAUCCUCUUCUUGGGGUAUACGUAAAGGCUAGAAGCUUGUGGGGCUCUAGUAUACUGGUUUGACCAAUUAAUCGCAAUAUUUUAGAUUUAAAGUUAUAUUCCCCCAAGGGAAAAAAAUUUCAGGCACUAGAAGGCAUGUCUUUAGUUUUUAUCAGCUUUUUUAAAUAGGUAUGCUUAAUAUUUUGGCAUAUUGUUAUUGUGAAAAGUUGAAAAUCCCCUCCACCAUAUUGUUUCAUAAAGAAUGCAUAACCCUUUCUCAAUAUGAAUCUACUUGAAACAUCAUUUU